GAAUUUAAGUGGCACGACCGAGAAAGACAGUUUGCUCUGUCGAGCGAAAGAGAAUCAGAUAAACUAUUCCGAAAUGUCAACACUCAGGUAACGCAACCCUUCGACAACAGGCCAACAAUCAACCAUUCAUGAUCGAUUUUGAUCAGUGUGUGUGUGUUGUAAAUUGCGAACAAACAAACGAGAACAAACACAAAGCCAACUCGAUAGAAUCGUGUGUGAAUAGGCAACAAUCAAAUCAAUUUGUUCAGUUCACCAAAGUUGCUAUCAAUAUCAGACAUAUAGAAAGAGAAAAGAGUAUUAAUGCAGUAAAUAAUCAAUUGAGCACCAAACCGAUGACACACCAACCAAAAUGUCUGGGAUGAUAAGGCUUUCGAAAUUUGCUGCCUGGAUAUAGAAAGAUAAGAAAAAUCCACACACAGCACACCAUACCCGAUUAAUAAUAGGAAACGAAGCAGCAAAACAAUAGACAAAUAAAAUAUAGCUAGGCAUUUAGAAAGUAGCGUGCGAGAUUUCGACGCGUUUUUGGAGGGAUAUUCACAUCAGCACAAUUCCAAGGAAUAAACGCAACGUGUAAAUUUACAAAUCAAUCUAGCACACAAUUUCUGCAAUAAAACAUUGUUGUCACUCAAAAUGUACACCUGACAAUUAAAAACACCAUAGAAUAGUGUAAGUACUGUGAUGCCAUCAUCAUCGUUGUAUCGAAAUUCGCUCGUUCCAAAUGGUCAUUAUGGAUGGAUCGUCGUCUCUGGCACCGCACUCAUCAAUGUAUUCAAUCAAAGUUUGGUGUCCGUCUUUGGACUGCUCUAUGGCGAUCAUCUACAGAAUAUGGGCCAGGGAACGGUGGGUGCAGCUCUAGUGAUGAACAUAAAUAGUGUUGCGUUGAAUUUCUCAGGUUUGAUCACUGGGCCAGCGCUGAAAAUCUUUCGACCCAGAGCUGUGGCAGCGAUUGGCAGUUUUUUGUCGGGUUUUGGUUUGAUUUUAAGUUCCAUGUCAAAUCAACUAUGGCAAAUUAUCUUUGCCUAUGGACUUGUAGGUCUUGGAUUGGGAUUCAUAAAUCCAUCAUCGUUCAUUGCAGUCAAUUCGUACUUUAGUACGAAACGAGGCCGUGCCAUUGGGCUCGCUUUAGCGGGCACUGGUUUGGGUCAAAUGAUAAUGCCGAAUGUAGUACGAAUUCUGCUGGACAACUAUGGAUUUCGUGGAGCGGCAUUGAUUAUGGGAGCAUUAGCGUUUCAUGGUUUAGUUGGUGCUGCACUUUUUCAACCCGUUGAAUGGCACAUGAAAAGAAUGAGUGACACGUGCUUCAAUGAAAAGAAAAUGCUAUUGCAACCAUGUCGACAUAGUGCCAACAAGCAUGCCUACCAUGAAGUUAUGGCCACCGAUGCCGAAAUCGACGAUGACGAUGCUAGUGACACCAUCAGCAUCGAUAGCGAAGCCGUCCUUAUCAAAACACCGACGUGGAAACAACGGAUUGCUAAAGCAUUAGACUUAGAUCUACUAUUCGAUCUACAGUUCAUUUCUAUUGCCAUUGGUUUGUCUUUGGCUUAUACCGCUUCAAUCAACUUUUCGAUGCUCUUGCCAUACUUCUUACAGGAGGAGGGUGGUUUAAGCCGGAGUGAUUGUGCCUUGUGCAUGUCGGUGCUAGCAACUUUUGAUUUAGCUUCCCGUUUAACAUUACCAGCAAUAACGGAUCGAUUGAAAUUGUCAUGUCGCGUAAUAUUCUUGAUUGGUGCCAUUUUAUUGACCGUCACUCGAGCGAUUUUAGCCGAAACAACCGAUCGAACUAGUUUGAUUGUAAUGUCAGCCCUUUAUGGUUAUGUUCGGGCAGCGACGGUGGUUAAUCAAAAUUUAACCAUAUCAGAGUAUGCAGCUCAAGAUAAAUUGGCGAGUUCCUUAAGUUUAACCAUGAUCAUGAAGGGCAUUUUUGUGAUGACCAUCGGGCAACUGCUUGGAUGGAUUCGAGAUUACACUGGUAGUUAUUCGAUAUGUUUGCACGCACAGAAUGUGCUGUUGAUUAUUGUAAUUGUGAUUUGGUUGCCGGAGAUACUGUACCGUAAAUACAAGGGAACAAAGCGACGACAACAUCCGGUGGCCAUUUGAAAUGAAAUGCAGCGAACACAUUGAAAUCAUUAGUACCCUCAAUUUUUUUUUUCUCCAUAGAUAGAGGGAUUCGCUUCUUGUGUUUAAACCUUAAUACGCUUAUGAAAAAAAGAAAACAAAUAUAAAUCGUUAUUUAGUCAUUGAUUUACUAUUAAAUCAAUUUGCCUCUGUUCGUCUAUCCUAUUUGUCCAAAACGAUGGCCAAAAAAUAAAUUAGUUAGUAGAAAUUUAUUUUUAUUUUUGAAAUGAACCAAAUGAAAAGCAAUUCUGAAAAAAAAAUUAAGAAUAAGAAAAAAAGAAAACCGAAAUGUAUGCGACGAAAGAAAUUUAUAGCAUGGAAAAUUGUCUAUUUUUGUAAUGUUGAGACUGAAAUACGGCAACACGAUGAGUUAGCAAUUGUAAUGGAGAAAAAGAUGAAAAUAUGUUUUUUAAUAAAAGAAAAAGUCACAAAAUUCCUGUUUAAAAA
Molecule: messenger RNA, 2562 nt
Organism: Sitodiplosis mosellana (orange wheat blossom midge)
Lineage: Eukaryota; Metazoa; Arthropoda; Insecta; Diptera; Cecidomyiidae
Product: monocarboxylate transporter 12-B
Exons: 10
Coding region: 679-2097 (472 amino acids)
Biological process (GO): transmembrane transport; monocarboxylic acid transport
Molecular function (GO): monocarboxylic acid transmembrane transporter activity
Source: RefSeq, a predicted model, not a curated record